CACUCCAGAAAAGUCAUGCAGUUCCGAAGCAUUUUUCUCGCCCUAAGUGUCCUAAAUGGCUGCACUUCUUUACCAAUUUUCACCGCCGUGGCCGAUCUGAUCCGCUGUCUAAAUUACCCCGUCCAGAUAACGGUCAUGCAGGACGGCUGCUGGACCGAUCCCGAAAAGACUUACCUUUGGCGCGAAUUGGCCUCGAUUCCAGCAGCGGUCAGAUUUUGCGGACUCGACGUUGGUGAUCUUCCCUGGGACGAUCCCAACCAACAUCGCAACCUGCUGGUGGUGGACGCGAGCUGUCCCGGAACGAAGCGGCUGCUGCAGCAAGCUGGACAGCUUUUGUACUACCGAGUCAAGUGGAUCGUGAUCGACAGGAGUGGUUGGGAUUGUGGGAGGUUUUUGAGGUUCUUUGACGAUCUUAAGGUGUUGAUCAGUAGUGAGGUUUACUAUUUGUGUGCUGGUGAAGGAGUUGACGGAUAUUCAAUUCGUCAAGUGUAUAGAUAUUCGAUUGAGAGUAGCUUGAGGGAGGAGGUUUACGGCUAUUGGUAUCGUGGAGUGGUUGUUCGGAACGAUCAGGCCGCGAUCGCGGCUUCCGUUCGUCGGCAGAACCUCAACCGAUUCAAACUUCGAGCAUCGGUAGUGAUCACCCAUAAUGCCACCUUCAACCACCUGGAAGACUACAAGGACAAGCACGUGGACACGAUCACGAAGAAGAACUACUUUCUUACAAAGUACAUGAUCGAGAACCUGAACGCCACCGUCCAGUACAGCUACGUCAACUCGUGGGGCUACCGCAAUCCAAAGACAGGUCGUUUCAGCGGAAUGAUCGGUGAACUCCAAGCAGACCAAGCCGAUCUCGGCGCUACCGCCCUGUUCCUAACAGCUGAUCGCAUCCGCGAGAUCGACUACCUCUCGAUGACCACCCCAACACGGGCUAAGUUUGUUUUCCGCUCGCCGAAACUAUCCGUAACGGACAACGUGUUCAUCCUUCCCUUCAACGGAACCGUCUGGAUGUGCAUCAUCAGCUUCAUCGUCCUGUCCGCGACCCUCCUGCUGAUCAUCAUGCUUGUCGAGUUUCGCUACACAACCGUCCGGUACGGAUCGUUCCGUCCCACCCUGAUGGACACGAUGAUGAACAUGUUUGGGACGUCCUGCCAGCAGGGAUCGUUUAUGGAACCCAAAUCGCUGCCGACCCGGUGCCUGAUCCUGCUGAGCUUGAUCGUGUUGAUGUUUUUGUACGCGAGCUAUUCCGCGAACAUUGUGGCAUUGAUUCAGUCGCCGUCGAGGAAGAUCAGGACGGUGGAGGACCUGCUCAACUCGAGGUUGGAAACUGGGGCGGAGGAUACGGUGUACAAUAAGUACUACUUUAUGCACGAAACCGAACCAAUCCGGAAGGCCCUCUUCGAGCGCAAGAUGCGGAGCCGCGACGGCAGUCUGGACCGCUUCAUCCCGCUGGAGAAGGGCGUCGAGCGGCUGCGUCGGGGACUGUACGCCUUUCACGUGGAGCUGGGCGUGGGCUACAAGGUGAUCAGCGAAACGUACCAGGAGGACGAAAAGUGCGGCCUGCAGGAGAUCGAGUACCUGAACAUUAUCGAUCCGUACUACGCGGUCCAGAAGAACUCGUCGUUCAGAGAGAUUGUCCGGCUGAGCUUGUUCAAGCUGCGCGAGUUUGGCAUUCAGGGCAGGGAACACUCGAUGCUGUACACGAAGAAACCGACCUGCAGUGGCGGCAGCAGCUUCAUCCCGGUGACGAUCGUGGACGUUUGGCCGGCGCUGGUUUUGCUGUGGUGGGGCUUUGGAAUUGCCGCUGGGCUGGUGGUGGGGGAAUUUGGGUUGAAAAAGCGCAGGGAUAUUCGAGGACGGUUCUUCAAACGAUCGCGAGUCAGUGGAGUUAAGCCGAUGGGUUUAUCUUAAAUGUUUAAAAUCUAUAUGUAUUCAAGUUAACUGUGUAAAAUAUUGUGAUUUUGGUCUACGCUCCCGUGUAGAAUACUAAGCGCACUGUUCCGUCACGGACACAUCAGA
Messenger RNA from Culex quinquefasciatus (southern house mosquito), 2016 nucleotides. Its product is annotated as ionotropic receptor 75a. Gene Ontology annotation, molecular function: ligand-gated monoatomic ion channel activity. The transcript has 2 exons. Gene Ontology annotation, cellular component: membrane. The record is from RefSeq and is a predicted model, not a curated record. NCBI's taxonomy places the organism in Eukaryota, Metazoa, Arthropoda, Insecta, Diptera, Culicidae. Bases 16 to 1908 code for a protein of 630 amino acids.